Tachysurus fulvidraco (yellow catfish) is the source of this 1540-nucleotide messenger RNA. RefSeq names its product V-set and transmembrane domain containing 2 like (gene vstm2lb). The transcript is spliced from 4 exons. NCBI's taxonomy places the organism in Eukaryota, Metazoa, Chordata, Actinopteri, Siluriformes, Bagridae. Bases 358 to 1206 code for a protein of 282 amino acids. The record is from RefSeq and is a predicted model, not a curated record.
UCCUCCUGUUGAUGUUCCUGCGCCACACACUCUUGCCGCUCGGUGUAUAGUUCGUGCGUGUUGGAGAGAGCUGGAACAAGCUGAGUUUCUCAGAAGAAAAAGGUGCGCGUUAAUCUGUUCAGACUUUCCUCUCUCAGGAACUUUGGCCUGUCAUUCUUUCUGAAGAGGAUAUAGUGCCUUUGGAAGGAGUGUAAAUCUGACACUUGAUUAAAUCCACCACGGAAAGUGUUUUGUGUUUAGAACAAACACAACUCUGGAUGAAAAUCCAGCUCAAAGAAAUGGGUCCGUUCGCAGCGCUGCUGUGGAUUUCACAUUACGCGGGACUUUUUCUCCAGAUGAACGUGAGCGGGGACGUGGAUGUGCAUGUCUCUGGUAACGCUCUUUUCACAGAGGUUCCUCAUGACAUCAUCAGUCAGACUGGUCAGGAUGUGGAGAUGGCAUGCUCCUUCAGGGGUGCAGGCUCUUCUUCAGUCUCGUUGGAGAUCCAGUGGUGGUAUUUGCAGUACCAUAGAGAAUGGUCUGAGAAACCUUCCUGGACAAAUAAUCAGGCCAGGCAUUUUCUGCAGAAUCCACACUUGUGUUGUUCCCAUUGAAGAACUGACGAAGGAUGCUACUAAAAUAAGUGUUGUGAAAGUGGCUGGCAGCAACAUCUCUCACCGGCUUCGCCUGUCAAACGUCAAACCUUCAGACGAAGGCAUGUAUGAGUGUAGAGUGAUUGACUUCAGCAACAACCAUAUUCAGCACCAUAGAGUGCAAGCUUUCUUGCAGGUAAGGCCACCAGGCCCUGAAUCACAACUUCAUCAAGAGGAAAACCUGCAUACUGAAGAGAAUAAUAUUCACCAUGGGAAACAUCAUUUGCACAAAGAGGGCAGUCAAGUCAGAGUGACAGACAAGCAUGAUAACAGAGACCUAGAGCUGCAUCAUGGAGACUAUAAGGUUCAACCGAAUGAUCAUCAUGAAAGUCAUCAUGGGCUCCAGGAAAAAGAAGGAGGGAACAAGGACUUUCCUUCAGCUCUACAUCACGGAGAUCAUAACGUAAGGGAGCAUCAGCAUCUCCAUGAUGGGAAAACCCAUCUGGUGAAUAAACACAUACAGGCAAGCAAAAUGAAAGAAACAAAAAGUCCCUCCUCAGAUGUAAACAGUCAUAAUGAACAUUCUACAGUGUUACAUUCCAAUGACUGUUUAAGCAAUGACUGUGUGCUCUAGAGCAUUACAGAGAAAAACAAGCAUUCAACAAGAAAAAACAUGAAAUAAAGACUUCUAAGUGUUGCGAAAAGACAGAAAAUAAAGGAAGAAGAGAAUGAAGGGAAAGUCAGUGAAAGGAUUGCAUGUAAAAGCUUCAUCAUAAGAAUGUUCAUUUAUUUCAAAGAAAAAUGUUGCCAUUUGCUUUGUACCAAAAGUGUUAAUUUAUCUACAAUUACAGUAGUUGAUCUACAAGAGAAACAAUAACGAUCACAAUCUGAAAAAAAUGCUGCAAAUACAAACAAUAAGAAGAACGCUUACUAAAAUAAGAAGGAUUAAAGUUGCUUUUUCAACUUCA